CCGAACCCGGACGAAACCCGGUUAGAAGAUCCAUCGAGCACUCGGACACUUAAACACAGCUGUUAUUCCGGAGACUUCCGGGGUCCCCUGUACUGUCCCAUGUAGCUCCGAGAAACACCGGAUACAGAAGCUGCUCAGGAGAACCACUUCCGCUGGAGAGCCAGGGCGAAGGGAAACCGUUUCAGGCGAUCGUUACUCCAACGCGUCGGCAUGUAGCAGCUCGGUGUUCAGAUAGAUGGAUAAACCCCCAAGAGGUUGAACUGAGCUGAAGCAUUGAUCCCACAGCUCACAUCAGCCCAAGUCCAUCAGUGCCAAACAAGCCAGCAGGCUGCAGAGGUGGGACCGUCCAGUUCCUGUGCAUCAUUAAAGCAUGACAGAUGUGUGACAGAUGUGAGGGGUAGGAGGUGGACUGGGCAGGGUCAAAUGAGCAGGUUCUAUUGCGUGGUGGAAAUCUGUUUGGACGCGCUCCACCAUCUAAAACACAUGCAAAUAGCGGGCUGUAAGGCUGUCCAUCAUGAAGAAGCGAGCCAACAAGGUGCUGGAGAAGGAGGAGAUUUUGUGCUGCUGCGAGUAUAUGAACAGACUUGGAGAGCGCAGCCAUGUGGCAGCAUGCUGCUGUGACUGUGAGGACCUGGAUGACACCUGUGACAGGUUUCUGAAGAGGGAGUCUCAGAAACCUGAAUCCCUGUCUCAUGUGGCUGCAGUUGUCACAGACAGGAUUCGUGUGCCCUGGCUGUGGGGUGGAGCCCGAAAAGUGGACCUGUCCGUCAUCCCUCCUCUUAUUCUCCUCCCGGUCCUGCUGCACCUCGCUGCUCUCCACUUCCUGCUCGGCAUGGUGGCUCUAACAGCUCUGCCCGGCCUGGUGCUGUGGUACUACUACUUCACCCACCGCAAGAAGGGGCGUACACUCUUCUUCCUCAGCCUGGCCCUCUUCUCCCUGGCCUACAUGUACUUCUUGUUCAUCACUGAGGUGCUGCCCCGCGGGGAUUUUGGCCUGGUCCAGCUAGUGUUAGUAACUGUAGGGGUCACACUCACCCUCGUAGCCCUGUUCCGCACUAAGAGAGAGCCCGGCGUUGUGCGGCCAAACAAAGAGGACGUCCACAGCACGGUGACGUAUUACAGCCCUCUGGCAGACCGAGACCCUGCCUUCAACGGGGGGAGGCACGAUGUGACGAUGACCGUAGCCAACCGGGCGGGAUCGUCGGCGCAUACUGGGGUGGAGGAAAACAGCCGAAGUAACUGGUGUCCGGUGUGCAGGGUGGUGCGGCCCCCGAGGGCGGGACAUUGUCGGAUCUGUGGCGUCUGCGUGCUGCGUCUCGACCACCACUGUGUCUGGAUAAACAGCUGUGUGGGGCAGACCAAUCACCUCAGCUUCCUGCUUACGCUCGUCCUCUUCCUGUUGACGUCCCUGUACGGUGUCAGCCUGGUGCUGCAGAGCGUGUGUCCCAAUCAAUACCUCGUCACCGCCCUGCUCUACUGCCCGGGGGUCUACAACCAGUACAGCUCCGCCCUGUGCUUCACCUGUGCGUGGUACAGCAGUAUCGUGACCUGCGGGCUGCUGCACCUGCUGGUGGUGCAGGUCAUCAACGUCAGCUACAACGUGACCGAACGCGAGGCGCGGACAGCCCUGCGAGACAAAACCGCUCGCAGCGCCUACUGGGGACUCGUCGUGGACACCGGCGUCUACUCUCGAGGUUUCCGUGGCAACUGGGCAGAGUUCAUGACCAUGGGAGAACAACUGAAUCCAGCCUCUCCCGUCCCAACAGACCCGGUUGCCUUGCUGGGAGUCGGCAUAGAAGACAAACGUGAGACUGAAUAAUGUGUUCUGAUCCUCGUAUCGGACAUUUUCUGUGAGAGCGGCAUCAGCAACGAGAUGAGGAGUUGGUCCUGCAUUAGAAACAUCUUUUUAACGAUGGUCUCUCUGCACACUGUGUCCUCCACAAACACUUCUCUGCAGUGUGUUCCUGGACUUGUGAAAUGUGUCCUGGAUAUUUAUCACAGAGGAAUUAAACACCUUAGCACAAGCCACAUAAUCAGGCUAAUUAAAGUCAUACAGCUUGUCAUUGCAUUAAUCACAAUGAAUUAUUGGAUAGUUAUGAAUUUAUGAGCAGCUACAUGCAUCCUGAUAAACUGAUUCCUAAAUUAAACGGCUCUGGGAAUAUGAAAGAGCAAAUAAACCAAAGCACAUUAAUGUCACCUUGAGAAGUUUUCCACUAUCGCUGCUUUCCUCCAAAAAGCCCUUCAAAGUUGUAUAAGUCCAGUUCUACUUGUAUGAAUGUAUUUUUAUUAAAUGACUGUGAGAAA
Molecule: messenger RNA, 2304 nt
Organism: Cottoperca gobio
Lineage: Eukaryota; Metazoa; Chordata; Actinopteri; Perciformes; Bovichtidae
Gene: zdhhc23b
Product: zDHHC palmitoyltransferase 23b
Exons: 7
Coding region: 515-1819 (434 amino acids)
Biological process (GO): peptidyl-L-cysteine S-palmitoylation; protein targeting to membrane
Cellular component (GO): endoplasmic reticulum; Golgi apparatus
Molecular function (GO): protein-cysteine S-palmitoyltransferase activity
Source: RefSeq, a predicted model, not a curated record